This is a messenger RNA of Drosophila ficusphila, 2468 nucleotides long. RefSeq lists its product as uncharacterized. Lineage: Eukaryota; Metazoa; Arthropoda; Insecta; Diptera; Drosophilidae. The transcript is spliced from 3 exons. The record is from RefSeq and is a predicted model, not a curated record. The coding region runs from base 195 to 1955 and encodes 586 amino acids.
CAACACUGCAAAAAUAGGCCCAAGUGAAAAGUCGCAGGAAAAAUGGGAUGCGAAAAUAACUGAGUUGCAGGAGAGAUCGCUACCACAGGAGGCAGGGAAUCAUCAGACGCCACAAGACGCAGUACGGCCGACACUUUGAAGGCCAUCCCGGCAGUUGGAUCAGUCUAUCGCUCCUCGUUCGCGUUUGCAAUUAAAUGGCAAAUGGAAGUGCGACCGAAGCGGCGCCUACGGGCACCCCGCCGCAGAGGAUUCCCCAAGUCGCGCAGCAGGCACUUUUGACCGAGGCGACGGAGUCCUCCAAGGAUUCGACGUCGGCAACGCUGGGCUUGAACGAUCUCGUCGCGGAUGUCUGCCUAAACGGCCGCGGACCGGACUACACCAGCACGCGACCCUCAACGUCCACUGGCGGCGCGGGAUCAGGUGCAGCCUCGUCGUCCUUCUCCUUCAAGCACUUUCUCAGCAGCACGGGCACUGUGACAGCUCCGACCAGCACGGUGACCUCGGCCGCAGUGCAGACAUCUACGGGCGCCCGGCCCAAGGUGCCCCAAUCAGCCUCAGCGUCACACAUGCAGCCGCCGGAUGUGAAUGGUGGCGGUGCGUCCUCCAGGAUGAAGCGCUCUCCGCGCUUUAGCUCCUUCGACUCGCAGGCGAGUCUAGCUGAGUACGCAGCCUGCGGGGGAGGCGACUCUUGUAGCAGUGGCGGAUCUCAGCACCGAUUGAGACCGGAUCUGCGGCUGGGUCACGACGACGUGCAGGAUGCACUUGACAACGACGACGACGACCACGUGGCGCUGGCCCAAGUACGCAACAGCAGUCUUUACGAUUCGUUGCUCACACGGGCGGACAUAUUUCCAUCGGCCGCUUCUAAUCAGCAACAAACUGUUGGUACACGAUACGUACCGCGCUCCUACUCUAACUACGAUAUGCCACCACCCCAUGUGCAGUGUCCCUCGUCCUCGCCGCGCCGACGUCCUUCUGGAAACCGUGAUCAACGCCCCACCCGAUUAGUGUUGUCCGCUGGCCCCAAGAUGAAGCUUGACCUGCCCCUAGAUGCGUGCAAUGCAGUACCUGGUGGAGCUGGCGGCGGCGGUGCUGCAGCCGCGUCCGCAUUGCCAGACUUUGUGCAGGACCACCUGCCUGACGCUUGGAGCGCCGGCCAGGAUCCUCUAGUGAGCUCUCCCCCCAACUCACCUCUGGGAGCGGCUGAGCCGACGAGUGGAGCAGUGGGACUGCUGCCGUCGGCGCUCGCACCUAGGGGUGUUUCAAGUGCAGCCGUCCUCCCCUGUCCCGCCGUCGAACCGGGCGCCGGCUCCACUGUCAAAAUGCUGCCUGACUUCCUGUCCGACGGCCCCAUAAUUCACUCAUCCCAGCGUCUGGCCGACGUCGCUAUAGGGCUGCCCUCCAAUCCCAUUGACUCGCCACCCCAGGAAGCGGCUGCCACGCUGCAAUUGUCGACACUACGGCAGGAAAACGAUCGUCUACAGCGAGAGCUGCAAGAAACUCGCGCGGAACUUAAUGUCCAGACUAGGCGGGCCAGCGAUUUUGAACAGCAGCUGCAGCAGCUCUCCGUGGCCGCGCGGCGACGAGAGGCGGUGGUUGCAACAAAUAACACACAGACCACGCAGAAUCUCAGGCGCCAGUUGGCCCAGUUAGAGGCAGAGCUUAACACGCUAAGAGGCGGCGGCGUCACUGAUUGCGCCGCGGGAGGAGUUCCAGUAGCAACUCCCGGAACAGGCAGUGAAAGCGCUGCUAGUAGCGGGAACAGCUCCACGCGACCGUCCAGAACGCAUCAUUUGUCAAGGGAUCUACUGCGAGCUGCCGACACUGCGGAACAUAACCUGAGGCAACUGCUGACUGGCGUGGAGAAUCUGCGCCAGAUGGCGGCUAACCUGGAGCAGCCGGCACAGUCAACCACAACGCCUCGAAGUCCAGAUCUGUACACCGAUUUUAAAUGAAUUCCCCGAAUAGACUCUUUGGAGAGGACGUUGUUUUUCCGGUUCAGAUCGGUUAUUGUUGAGUGUGUAAUCAUUGUAGCCCAAAACGCCGCCUAGAGCUUGUUUUUUGAUGACCCCGAAAAUAUUUUAUGUUUCUGUAUAAUCUGUUGCAUCGGGUUAAGUAAGGUCGGGAAAGUCCGAAGGGGAUGGGGAUGGGCAAUGUGAGAAUCAAAGCGCAAACUCGUGAUGUUGGUUGAUAAAGCAAAAUAUAUUAUUCAUACUUGAUAAAUCGAUAUAGCAUAUUCGAGGGCUACCUACUAUCAACGGCUAAUGUAAAUGAAACUACAACGUUAAAUGUCUGCCACCCAAAACAAUCUGCGCAUUGAAUCCGGGACAAAGUGCCCCGCGCAGCAAUAAGCAAGGAGCGAUAAAGCGAUAUAUUUUUUGUUAAAAACAAAGGAUUACCUGUGCACUUCAGUAGUUUGUGCUUCAGUACAUAGCAAACAAGAAUUGAAAUAAAUUAUUAUGAGACAA